GUAUGGAAGAGGGUUUGGAGUACUAGAAUAUGCUACAGGGAAGGAUCACUGGCUCAACCAACCAAACAGUGUAUUUGGAGUGAUUUUCUACACCAUGUUCAUGAUCAUAGGAGAAUCAAGAAAGCUGUCUGUCAGCAACCUGCAGGUCUACAUGGCAAUUUCCAGUAACUUUAUGUCAAUUUACCUGGCCUGCAUACUGUUUUUCAUAUUGGAAGAUUUCUGCAUCGUGUGCGUGGCUACCUACGUUAUAAAUUUUGUACUCUUGCUACUAGCUUUUAAGAAACUCUAUCUCGUCAGAGAUAAAUUUGUUGUACAUACUAAACAGGUGCAGAAAAAAACAUUGUGAAUGAUUUAUGAAUCGUAUAAAAUAUAAUAAUAUAUUCUGUAUGAAAUCAAGAUGUACUUAAACACUGUUAUUCUAACGCUACAAAUUUUCUCAUGACGUCAAUGAUAAAUCAUGUUCAUUUCAAGGAAAAUUAUAAGAUAACUAUGAAAUAUUAAACUUGUA
Molecule: messenger RNA, 508 nt
Organism: Priapulus caudatus
Lineage: Eukaryota; Metazoa; Priapulida; Priapulimorpha; Priapulimorphida; Priapulidae
Product: vitamin K epoxide reductase complex subunit 1-like
Biological process (GO): vitamin K metabolic process; peptidyl-glutamic acid carboxylation
Molecular function (GO): vitamin-K-epoxide reductase (warfarin-sensitive) activity
Source: RefSeq, a predicted model, not a curated record